This is a messenger RNA of Betta splendens (Siamese fighting fish), 2267 nucleotides long. RefSeq lists its product as uncharacterized. Lineage: Eukaryota; Metazoa; Chordata; Actinopteri; Anabantiformes; Osphronemidae. The coding region runs from base 78 to 887 and encodes 269 amino acids. The record is from RefSeq and is a predicted model, not a curated record. The transcript has 2 exons.
GUACACCUGCACAUACACACACGCGCGCACGCAAAGGAAUGAGAUGCAGAGUGUUGCUAUGAGAGAGGGGGAUUUGCAUGAAGGACAGCGCAGCAGAGACAACAGGAGUGGAGGAGGUGGAGUCAUACACAUUGGGACAAGAACAUGACUCAAAGAUGAGCUGUCCUCAGACUGAGAUAGAGGAGAAGGACUGUUCUCCACAAGAGGAAUUAGAGUGUAAAAUCUGUUACCAGCGCUACAAUGCCCACAACCGCAAGCCUAAGAUCCUGGAAUGUCUACACCGAGUGUGCGCCCGCUGCCUCGUUAAGAUCCUGGACAUUGCUGAUGGCGGAGGCUGCAUUUCCUGCCCCUUUUGCCGACACCAAACUGAAGUCACAGAAUAUGAAGUGUCAGGACUGCCCGACGAUGCUAACAUUAUGUCUCAGUUAGCCAUACGGGGAAAAUCCUGGAGCUCUGAAGAAAACAGAGAGGUGGUCCUAACCCCAAAGAGUUUCUCAUCCUCCAGCCCAUCACGCAACUCCUCCAGCUGCCUGGUCAUCACCAUUAUGGAAGUUCAGAGGGACUCCCAGCCCUCACCAAGCCACACUGGCAGCUCUGAUAUCUACGCAGUGCAGAGCCUGGACUCAGCGUCAGUGGGCUCGAAUGGGCCAUCUGACCAAGACGCCUUUUCCAAGUUGUGUAAUCACGUGCCACGCAUCUUGGUGUGGCUCCUGGGUUUCUUAUAUUUUGGGUCGCUGCCUCUAGGAAUCUAUUUGUUGGUGAUUCAAAGAGUGACUCUGGGCAUUGUAUGUGUUAGCUUGGUUCCAUCAAGCUUGACAGUUUGCCUCGUCUAUGGAUUCUGCCAGUGUCUGUGUCAGGGUAUAUGUGACUGCUCAUCUAGAGGCUAAUAUGAGGCAUCUAACCUGGUGGAUCUAGUAUGAGCUCUAAUCAGGAGCAUAAGAAACAAACAAGGUUUGUUAGGUGGAUUAAUAUAAAACCCAAAGGUGGAGGCGAUAGCCAUUCUAAAGCAUUUUUAUGGACCUUAUCGGCCAAUCAAAGAAAAACAUUCAGCAAUUGUCUGUGGUUUUAGGUUGACUGCUAAAAACUGCUAAAAACUGUUUUGCCAGACUAUACCUAGAUUGCUGUGAUGUACUUAUGUGACCUUAUUUGUUGUGUUGUCUGGAUGACUUAGAAUAAAAAUCAUUUCAGAACUGGUCUUAAAUCUAGGAAAUAGAUAAGCACUGUACCUCUUGGACCCUCAUUUAACAACGAUUAACUGUUUACCAUGAAAAAUCAUUUUAUGUGUAAAACAUAACAGAUAAAUGAUAAGAUUAUAAGAGAGAUUUUUCAUUAUGUUUGUACAAUAAUUCAACUUUAAAUCUAAUUAACUGUUUUGUCCCAGCACCUUGAAAUGAAAAGGCUAAUAUGCAGGUAUAUUUCUAUACUAAUAUAAUUUAAAAACUAUUAAAACUUUGUGUAUGCAAAAUAAUUCCACAUACAAGACAGAUCUAGAUCUAUCUCAAGAUAUAAAAUGCAGUAUAAUGAGCAAACAUUUAGGAAAUUAAUCAGUACACAGCAGUAAAGAAUCGUUGCUGGUUGGUUUCAACAUUUUAUUUUCAAGCUAAAAUGCUAUUUAUGUUGUAAAUGCAAAUUCCAUUCAGUUUCAUAUCGGGUUAAUUUAGCUAAGCAUAUUUGACUCAGUUUUCACAAUAUAGAGAAACCUCAGUUUUCCCAAUAGAGCAAAAACUGUGUUUGUGGCUGUUUAAGUUGAAGAGCAUCUUUAUUGCCUAUUACAUGUAUGUUUGUGUAAAGUUUUUAUUACUGUUUACAAUAACUUGCUGUGAUUUUCCAUAAUCAGCUUUAUUUUUAUUUUAUUUCUCAGGUUUUGUUUCUUUCGAACACAUUGUAUUUAUUCAUUUGGACACAGUAAUGGCUGACAUUUGGAAGCACAUAAAACACAGGUAUACAAUAUGACCUAGGGAGUGUUUGUAACAUUUAUGCACAGUUGACAUUUACUGACUUUGUUGUACACAUAAAUCUUGUACACUGUUGGUAAACGAGGGCCCAUACGUAAUAUCUUCUUUAAUAUGGAAAUGUAGCAAUAUUUUAAAUGUAAUUUUGUGCUCUUUCCUGUGUAACGUCCAGUUUUUUUGCAGAUAUUGUCUCUGUCCUGUUUUUUUAUUUAUUUCCCUUGCAACUGUCUGUUGACUGAAUUUCUCAGCUUGGGUUACAUCAUCUAUUACAGACACUAAUAGCCAAUGAAAUAAAUGAGCAAAUUUUUUCAAUUC